AUGGUUUCUAAACUGUAUGGGGUACCCAAAUCAGCAAGUAAACUUGCCAACAAUGUCUUUGGUGGUACGAAACUUGGUGGCAUUGCUUCAAAUCCAAGUAAAAUUGCUAAGGGUCCAUCUAGCUUAAGUGGAGUUCCUGCGAAAUCGGUAAUUGGAUCUGCUCCAAGUGGAGUUCCUGCAAAAUCGGUAAUCGGAUCUGCUCCAGGUGGAGUUGGUGUGAAGUCAGUAAUUGGAUCUACUCCAAGUGGACUUGGUGAGAAAUUGGUACAGGAAUCUGCCCCAAGUGGACUUGGUGUGAAGUCGGUAAUUGGAUCUGCCCCAAGUAGACUUGGUAUGAAGUCAGCAAUUGGAUCUGCCCCAAGUGGACUUGGUGUGAAUUCAGUAAUGGGAUCUGUCCCAGGUGGACUUGGUGUGAAUUCAGUAAAGGGAUCUGCUCCAAGUGGAGUGAGCAUGAAUCCAGUAAUGGGAUCUGCCCCAGGUGGACUUGGUGUGAAGUCGGCAAUUGGAUCAGCCCCAAGUGGACUUGGUGUUAAUUCAGUAAUUGGAUCAGCCCCGAGUGGAGUGGGCAUAAAUCCGGUAAUGGGAUCUGCCCCAGGUGGACUUGGUGUGAAUUCAGUAAAGGGAUCAGCUCCAGGUGGAGUGGGUGUGAAAUCAGUAAUUGGGUCAGCCCCUAGUCUACCUGGUGUGAAGUCAGUAAUUGGAUCUGCCCCAAGUGGACUUGGUGUGAAUCCAGUAAUGGGAUCUGCCCCAGGUGGACUUGGUGUGAAGUCGGCAAUUGGAUCAGCCCCAAGUGGACUUGGUGUGAAUUCAAUAAUUGGAUCAGCCCCGAGUGGAGUGGGCAUGAAUCCGGUAAUGGGAUCUGCCCCAGGUGGACUUGGUGUGAAUUCAGUAAAGGGAUCAGCCCCAGGUGGAGUAGGUGUGAAUUCAGUAAUUGGGUCAGCCCCUAGUCUACCUGGUGUGAAGUCAGUAAUUGGAUCUGCCCCAAGUGGACUUGGUGUGAAUCCAGUAAUGGGAUCUGCCCCAGGUGGACUUGGUGUGAAGUCGGCAAUUGGAUCAGCCCCAAGUGGACUUGGUGUGAAUUCAAUAAUUGGAUCAGCCCCGAGUGGAGUGGGCAUGAAUCCGGUAAUGGGAUCUGCCCCAGGUGGACUUGGUGUGAAUUCAGUAAAGGGAUCAGCCCCAGGUGGAGUAGGUGUGAAUUCAGUAAUUGGGUCAGCCCCUAGUCUACCUGGUGUGAAGUCAGUAAUUGGAUCUGCCCCAAGUGGACUUGGUGUGAAUCCAGUAAUGGGAUCUGCCCCAGGUGGACUUGGUGUGAAGUCGGCAAUUGGAUCAGCCCCAAGUGGACUUGGUGUGAAUUCAAUAAUUGGAUCAGCCCCGAGUGGAGUGGGCAUGAAUCCGGUAAUGGGAUCUGCCCCAGGUGGACUUGGUGUGAAUUCAGUAAUGGGAUCUGCCCCAGGUGGAGUUGGUGUGAAUUCAGUAAUUGGGUCAGCCCCUAGUCUACCUGGUGUGAAGUCAGUAAUUGGAUCUGCCCCAAGUGGACUUGGUGUGAAUCCAGUAAUGGGAUCUGCCCCAGGUGGACUUGGUGUGAAGUCGGCAAUUGGAUCAGCCCCAAGUGGACUUGGUGUGAAUUCAAUAAUUGGAUCAGCCCCGAGUGGAGUGGGCAUGAAUCCGGUAAUGGGAUCUGCCCCAGGUGGACUUGGUGUGAAUUCAGUAAUGGGAUCUGCCCCAGGUGGACCAGGUGUGAAUUCAGUAAUUGGAUCUGCCCCAAGUGGACUUGGUGUGAAUUCAGUAAUGGGAUCUGCUCCAAGUGGAGACGGUGUGAAUUCAGUAAUUGGGUCAGCCCCUAGUCUACCUGGUGUGAAUUCAGUAAUUGGAUCUGCCCCAAGUGGACUUGGUGUGAAUUCAGUAAUGGGAUCUGCUCCAAGUGGAGACGGUGUGAAUUCAGUAAUUGGGUCAGCCCCAAGUGGACUUGGUGUGAAUUCAGUAAUGGGGUCUGUCCCAAGUGGACCAGGUGUGAAUUCAGUAAUGGGAUCUGCCCCAGGUGGACUUGGUGUCAAUUCUGUAAUGGCAUCAGUCCCAAGUGGACUUGGUGUGAAUUCAGUAAUGGGAUCUGCUCCAAGUGGAGACGGUGUGAAUUCAGUAAUUGGUUCUGCCCCAAGUGGACUCACUGCAAAUCCAGUAAUGGGAUCUGCCCCAAGUGGACUUGGCAUCAGUUCUCUAUUGGGGUCUGCCCCAAAUGGACUCGGUGUGAAUCCAGUAAUGGGAUCUGUCCCAAGUGGACUUGGCUUCAGUUCUGUAAAGGGAUCUGCCCCAAGUGGAGUGGGCUUGAAUUCAGUAACGGGAUCUGUCCCAGGUGGGCUUGGUGUCAAUUCUGUAAUGGGAUCUGCCCCAAGUGGACUUGGUGUGAAUCCAGUAAUGGGAUCUGCCCCAAAUGGACUUGGUGUGAAUUCAGUGAUUGGAUCUGCCCCAAGUGGAGUUGGAGUGAAUUCUUUGAUUGGAUCUGUCCCAAGUGGUGGUGGUGUGAAUUCAGUGAUUGGAUCUGCCCCAAGUGGAGCUGGAGUGAAUUCUUUGAUUGGAUCUGCCCCAAGUGGAGCUGGAGUGAAUCCAGUGAAGGGAUCUGGCACAAACGGAGUUGAUGUGAAUUCAGUAUCUGGGUUAGCUGGCUCCAAUUCUGCUGCCCCUGAAACAGGUGUCAGAAGCUCAUCUGACUACAGUACUCCUGGACCACUCAUUACUACAGAAAGAGGAUUCCACAUUCCAGAAGCAACUCCAAAAUACUCAGAAACAAAUACAAUUAUUGGUGAAGCUUCUACCUGGGGCAAAGGAGUAUAUAAAGCUUUCAAUGGCCGUGUCUUUUCCUUUAAGUCUUCAUGCAUGUAUACUUUCUGCCGUCACUGUGUGGAAUCUGGAGGAGAUUUCAACAUUGAGAUCAAACGAAACCGUAAUAGUGACAUUGAAAUAAUAGCAGUUGCAAUCGACAGUAAUGACAUCUCUAUUUCUGGUGAUCACAUUUUAGUUAAUGGAGAAAGGGUACACAUGCCAUAUGACAAUAAGUUGAUUCAUAUUAAAAAAUACGGAGAACAUAAUGUUCUGAAUAGCCGUAGAGGAGUCCUGUCUUUAAUGUGGGACAAGAAAAAGAGACUUUCACUCACUCUUCACAAGCAAUAUGCAACUUGUGGUCUUUGCGGGAACUUCAACAGCACUCCGGGAGAAAAUAUCAAUGAGCACAUUGCCAGGAGUAAAAUUCCUGGCAGUUGUCCAAAAGCUGUUCAUAAAACCUAUAAAGAUUGUGAAGAUGGCGUGCAGCAUUGUGACAAAAUUAUUAGAAGGUAUUUCGAGAAAUGUGGAAAGGUUGCCCCACUAGUCAGUGACUACAGAAUGAUCUGCAUCGAUGAAUACUGCCAAAAUAACGAUAAAAGAUCUACUUGUGACACUUACUCAGAAUUGUCCCGCCUCUGUGCCUCGGAUGGUCCAGGAGCCUACGAAUCCUGGAGAGACGAUUCCGAUGUAGUCUGUGAAAAGCCUAGAUGCCCAGAAAAACAUAUUUACAAAGAAUGUGGUCCCUCAAAUCCUGCAACUUGUUCGAAUGUGGCUCCUUUCCAAGACAGCGAAUGUGUGAGUGGCUGCACCUGCCCAGAAGGUUAUCUAUUGGACGAUAUUGGCAAAAAGGGGAGAUGUGUAUUAAAGGCCGAGUGUCCCUGUGAAUCUAAUGGAAAGAUCUAUCGGUCAGGAGAAGUUCGAGAAGGUCCCUGCGGUUCGCAAUGCACAUGUCAAGAAGCAAAGUGGUCUUGCACUGAAGCGUUGUGUCCUGGACGGUGUAAGGUGGAAGGAAGCUUGAUUACCACCUUUGAUGGUGUUAAAUACAACCAUCCUGGAAACUGUAACUUCUUGGCCAUUCAUGAUAAAGAAUGGUCCAUUAGCGUUGAGCUUCGUCCGUGUCCAAGUGGUCAGUCAGGAACGUGCUUAAAGAGUGUUACACUCCUCUUGAAUUCGUCUGUUUCAGUUGACAAAUAUGUAUUCAAUAGAGAUGGAACAGUCUCAAAUGAUAAGAUGAGAAAUCAAGUUUAUUAUUAUUCAGACCAAAUACAGAUCUUCAGAGUAUCUUCCUCAUACCUUCAAGUAGAAACGUACUUUCAUGUAAAAAUGCAAAUACAAAUUGUUCCUGUGAUGCAAUUAUAUAUUUCCAUGCCACAUAACCAGUUCACAGACACCGUAGGACUCUGUGGUUCCUACAACAACAAAGCGGAGGAUGAUUUCAUGUCAAGUCAUAAUAUCCUGGAGAAGACAUCUCAGGCAUUUGCCAAUUCUUGGGAAAUGACGCGCUGUCCUAAAGGAACCCCUGCUUCAUGUAUCAGCAUAGAAAAAGAGAGAUUCGCUGAGAAGCACUGUGGCAUCCUCCUCGAGUCCAGUGGGCCUUUCGCUUCCUGCCAUCCGAUUGUGAACCCUAAGCCGUACCAUGAGGAAUGCAAAAAAUAUACUUGCACUUGUGAAAACAGUCGGAAUUGCCUGUGUACAAUUUUAGGCAACUAUGUGAAAGCAUGUGCUGAGAAGGAAACAUACAUAGUGGGCUGGAGAACUGGACGUUGUGAUCACUCUUGUCCAAGUGGCCGAGUCUUCAAGUACAACGUAAAAGCCUGCAAUAGUUCUUGCCGAUCACUGUCAGAGAGAGAUAGGAGCUGUGAUGUACAGGACGUUCCCGUCGAUGGAUGCACUUGCCCUGAGGGCAUGUACAAGAAUAAUGAAGGGAAGUGUGUUCUAAGGUCUCACUGUGACUGCUACAUAAAUGACGAGGUCGUGAAACCAGGCAAACUCAUCAAUAUUGAUGACAACAAAUGUGUCUGUCGGGAUGGACUUCUUCUUUGCCAGACUCCCAUUGAUUUAACCCUACAGAACUGUUCGGGAGGGGCUGAAUAUGUUGACUGCAGGGAUCCAAAGUUACAGAGACGAGUUGAUAGCACAUGUAGCACACGGAACAUACCUAAUUUUGAUGAGAACUUGCCUUGCAAACGUGGGUGCUACUGUCCAGUAGGAAUGGUUCGAAAUUCAAAAGGGAACUGUGUCCUUCCUGACGACUGCCCGUGCUCUUUUGGUGGCCGAGAGUAUGACCAAGGAAGUGUCACCUCAGUUGGCUGCAACAAAUGCACAUGCAUAAAAGGAUCUUGGAGCUGUACACAGAAUGAAUGUCAAACCACCUGCCACAUCUAUGGGGAAGGUCAUGUCAGAACUUUUGAUGGGAAAAGUUACAGCUUUGAUGGCCUCUGUCAGUAUUCAUUUCUUGAGGAUUAUUGUGGUCGUGAAAAUGGCACAUUCCGUAUUUUAACUGAAAGCGUUCCAUGCUGUGAAGAUGGGCUUACAUGUUCAAGAAAAAUCGUAAUUACUUUCCAGGAUCAGAAUAUCGUCUUGCAUGAUGGUAAAGUAACGGCAAUAAAAACUACAGAUAAAGAAUGUGAACUCAACAGAAAUGCAUACUCUGUACAUACUGUUGGCCUCUACUUGAUUCUGAAGUUUUUAAGUGGACUAACCAUAAUUUGGGACAAAAAUACAAGAGUUUCUGUUAUAUUGGAUCCACGCUGGAAUGGCAAAGUGUGUGGUCUCUGUGGUAACAACAACGGCGACCUCAAGGACGACUUUACAACAAGAUACUCAUCCGUAGCUGCCGGAGCCCUGGAAUUCGGCAACAGCUGGAAGACAAGCCAAGAAUGUUCGGACACCGUCGCUCAGACCUUCCCGUGCGACUCAAACCCGUACUGCAAGGCCUGGGCCGUGCGCAAGUGCGAGAUCAUCCGGGACAGCACGUUCCGGGACUGCCACGGCAAGGUGGACCCCAACGCCUACUACGACGCCUGCAUCGAAGAGGCGUGCGCCUGCGACAUGGAGGGCAAGUACCUGGGCUUCUGCACGGCCGUGGCCAUGUACGCGGAGGCGUGCAGCGCGGUGGGCGUCUGCGUCACGUGGAGGAGGCCCGACCUCUGCCCGGUCUACUGUGAUUAUUAUAAUGCACCUGGGGAAUGCAGCUGGCAUUAUGAGCCUUGUGGCACAGUGACUGCAAAAACAUGCAAAGAUCGAGUUAUUGGUCAGAAAUUUUCUGCACUCUUGGAAGGAUGUUACGCCAAGUGUCCAGACAGCGCCCCCUAUCUGGACGAGAACACCAUGAAAUGCGUCAGUCUGUCUGAGUGCAGCUGCUUCUAUAAUGACAUCAUACCAGCAGGGGGCGUGAUCCAAGACAACUGUGGAAGAAUAUGCUAUUGCAUCGCGGGAGAGCUGGAGUGCAGCGAAACCGCUCCUACAAAUGCAACGUUUACAGUGUCUACUACAACCGCUACCUCCACAUUAAGCACUGAAGCAGCAAUGACACCGCUAACGACCAGCCCGACCACAGCUUCCAUCCCAGGGACUACAACACCAAGCAGCAAAACAGCAGGAACAACACCAAGUCCUCUCAGUCAACCUUUUACUACAGGCAUUGUUAGAACUCCGCUCCCCAUCACCUCCACGUUUGGAAGUCCAGGCACCACAGGAAUAAUGGGCACCAUCUUCACUAGUCCUUGGCACAUAACUGGGACAACUGGAGUAUCAGGCGCCACCACGGGAGGUGAAGAUGGAAGCACAGGUGACUUCACAACAGGGGCCCCACGAGUAUCAGAGAGCUUCACAGCAACACCUAGGAGCAAGAGGCCAAGCGGACGCUCAACCACGCCAGGCACCACCUCAGGAGGCACCGCAGGAACAACGGGAAGGGAAAAUGCAGCCACCACCGGAGCUGCCGGUGAAAACACUUCCGGAGCGCCAGGGACAAGAUCACAACCAGGAGGAUCAGAA
This is a messenger RNA of Manis javanica (Malayan pangolin), 6816 nucleotides long. The record is from RefSeq and is a predicted model, not a curated record. NCBI's taxonomy places the organism in Eukaryota, Metazoa, Chordata, Mammalia, Pholidota, Manidae.